UCCUUUAUAUUGGCCACCUCCAAACACUAUCAUCACCCCUGUCGGCCCACCUCCGCCGCAGCCACCACCACCACCACCACCAUCCCUCUCUCUCUCUGUCUCUCUCUCUCUCUGUCUCUCUCAUAUCAUUCUGUCUACAGAAACAGAAGAGAGAUUAAUUUCUAAUAAUCCAAAUUCCUCUCUCUCUCUCUGUGCAAUCGGACCACCAUGAAACACGGCGAAGCGGGUCUGCCGAGGACCGGCAGCAGCUAUAGAAGCAACAGGAAGAUCUUGCCAUCGACAUCCUACGCUACUCGAUCUUCGUCUAACUUUGACGAGGAAAUCUCCAACAAGCCUCUGGUCCGGAAGGACUCGCCGUUUGCCAGCCAUACGCGAGCGGCAAGGACGCGUGCCGGGAUUUCCUCUCUCCUCCGGUCGUUUUUCGGCGUCAUCUCUGUCCCUGCAGUGAACAUCCCCGCCUGCCGGUGGCUCGGCAUCCCCCACCACCUCUCGAUCGUGCCGUCGUCGCUAGGCCGGAAGGUCACCGGGACGCUCUUCGGCCACCGGCGUGGUCACGUCAGCUUCGCCGUGCAGGACGACCCCCGGUCUGCGCCGGUGCUGCUGCUGGAGCUCGCCACGUCGACGUCGGCGCUGGUGAAGGAGAUGGCGUCGGGGCUGGUGCGCAUCGCGCUGGAGUGCGAGAAGAUCCCGGGCCGUGGGGGCGGCGGGGGGCGGGCGGCGGCGAAGCUGUUUCAGGAGCCUAUGUGGACGAUGUACUGCAACGGUAGGAAGUGCGGGUACGCGGUGUCGCGCUCGUGCGGGGAGUACGAGAGGCAUGUGCUGAGCACGGUGCAGAGCGUGUCGGUGGGGGCGGGGGUAAUACCGGCGGAGGAGGCGGCGAAGGGUGGCAGCGGAGGGGCGGAGGGGGAGUUGCUUUACAUGAGAGCGAGGUUCGAGCGAGUCGUGGGGAGUCGUGACUCGGAGGCGUUUUACAUGAUGAACCCGGACGGGAACGGGGGACCUGAACUCAGUGUCUUUCUGCUCAGAAUAUGAGAGUGAACCAGUUAGGCGAGCGGAUCAGGCUUGCAGAUAGAGGGGACUAUUGUACUGCCUUAUCAGUAGGGUGAGUAUUUUUGGGAGGUUAUUUUGUAUAGCCUCGGUUUCAGUUGAG
This is a messenger RNA of Malania oleifera, 1150 nucleotides long. RefSeq names its product protein MIZU-KUSSEI 1. NCBI's taxonomy places the organism in Eukaryota, Viridiplantae, Streptophyta, Magnoliopsida, Santalales, Ximeniaceae. The record is from RefSeq and is a predicted model, not a curated record. The transcript is spliced from 2 exons. Gene Ontology annotation, biological process: hydrotropism. Bases 208 to 1032 code for a protein of 274 amino acids.